Molecule: messenger RNA, 1044 nt
Organism: Paraglomus occultum
Lineage: Eukaryota; Fungi; Glomeromycota; Glomeromycetes; Paraglomerales; Paraglomeraceae
Source: the annotation of a GenBank genome assembly
AUGGCCACUUCAGCUACAACAACGACACAAUCAACGACCUCAACACAAUCGAUUAUGCUAUCAGCACAUCCGCUAUCAACCCUCAGAAGGAAACUCCCCAAUGAGAGUCUGGACAACAAAAUAAUGAUCAAAAUAACAUCCGAAGAAGAAAGUAUAAAUGGAUCAAACGUUGUCGACACAAAUAGCUGCAAAGGAGACAAACCCGAAGAACCUUCUCAACAACCACAGCCGCCGCAACGAAAGAGGCCGGGCCGCAAGCCGAACCCAGCUUCACCAGCAUUACGGAAAGCUCAAAACAGAGCCGCACAACGUGCGUUCCGUGAGCGCAAAGAAAGACAUUUGUGUGAUUUGGAAAAUACUAUCAAGGCGCUCCGUGAAAGUCAAUACGAGUCAUCGAUUGAAUACCAAAAAGAAAUCCAGCGUCACCGCUCGUUGAUCGAGUCACUCGAGACAGAACUCUUUUACCACAAAAAACUCGCGUUAGCCUUCGAGUUUGCUUUAAAUAGUAUGAACGGGAACACCGAUGCGACCACCAAAAUCAAGAGUUCGAUCCAGAUGCAACUUCCUGGACCAGCCCUUCUUCACGGCAUGGCAACAAUGACUAACAGCGCAAUGUACAAUCUCGCACAAUCCAAUUCAAACUCUUCCUAUAGCGUAGCACACCAGCAAAUACAAGCAGAUACGAUCAAUAUGCUACCUUCUCCCUCUAAUAGUUCUGCACUUCUCUCACCGAUAAGCACGCCCCCGACUCCGCCUGUUUUAGGUGUAGCUGAAUUUGGCACGCCCACUCAUCUUACGCUCGGAGAGGGUCAUGGUGGAGAAUUCGAAGUACCGGAUGCUAAAACGAUUAGUCAAACGUUACAGGCUGCUGAUGGGUUUAAUUCGGUCAUCAUAUCCAAACCUUCCUACCCGGCUGCGAGCCCAGUGGAUGGGAACACUGGAAUGAUAUUCUACAAUGGCAUGUUUCAUUCAAAUUAUACGGCAAUGCUUGAGGAUCCUCAGAACAUUUACAACUCGUCAGCUUCACUUCAGCUUCUUCAGUAG